Molecule: messenger RNA, 954 nt
Organism: Echinops telfairi (small Madagascar hedgehog)
Lineage: Eukaryota; Metazoa; Chordata; Mammalia; Afrosoricida; Tenrecidae
Product: olfactory receptor 5P3-like
Exons: 2
Coding region: 16-954 (312 amino acids)
Biological process (GO): sensory perception of smell; G protein-coupled receptor signaling pathway
Cellular component (GO): membrane
Molecular function (GO): olfactory receptor activity; odorant binding; G protein-coupled receptor activity
Source: RefSeq, a predicted model, not a curated record
CAGAUACACUGCUUGAUGCUAUCGAUGGAAACGGGAAACUACACAAUUGUGACAGAGUUCAUUAUUUUGGGAUUAACAGAGGAUCCUACAGUUGGUGCUAUUUUAUUUGUUAUGUUUCUGGCAAUCUAUGUUGUCACUCUCAUGGGAAAUAUCAGCAUAAUCAUAUUAAUCAGAAGCAGCCCUCAGCUUCAUACUCCAAUGUACCUUUUUCUCUGCCAUUUGGCUUUUGUGGACAUUGGGUAUUCCUCAUCAGUCACUCCUGUCAUGCUCAUGGACUUCUUAAGGGAGGAAACAGCUCUUCCUGUUAUGGGCUGUGUAGCUCAACUCUGUUCUGUGGUCAUGUUUGGGACAGCUGAGUGCUUCUUGCUGGCUGCCAUGGCCUAUGAUCGCUAUGUGGCCAUCUGUUCGCCCCUGCUGUACUCCACUCAGAUGUCCCCUAGAAUAUGUAUGAUCUUGGUGGGGAUCUGCUACCUAGGUGGGUGUGUAAAUGCCUGGACCUUUACUGGCUGUUUAUUACGUCUGUCCUUCUGUGGACCAAAUGUAGUCAACCACUUUUUCUGUGACUAUUCACCACUGUUAAAGCUUUCUUGUUCUCAUGAUUUUACUUCUGACAUCACACCAGCCAUCUCCUCUGGCUCCAUCAUUGUGAUCACAGUGUUUGUCAUAGCUGUCUCCUAUGUCUACAUCCUCAUCACCAUCCUGAAAAUGCACUCCACCAAGGGACAUCACAAGGCCUUCUCGACCUGCACCUCCCACCUUACUGCAGUCACUCUAUACUAUGGGACCAUUACAUUCAUUUAUGUGAUGCCCAAGUCCAGCUACUCCUCUGACCAGAACAAGGUGGUGUCUGUGUUCUACACGGUGGUGAUCCCCAUGUUGAAUCCUCUCAUCUACAGUCUCAGGAACAAAGAGGUCAAAGAGGCCCUGAAAAAACUGAUGGCUAGAAUACACUGA